UUAAAUAAUUGGUCACGCGACCAUUGCUCGACGCCACUUAGGUGUCGCUGGUUUAGUGAUAGCUAUCAUGAUACUGGUAGACGAGGGAUAUAAUGAAGAUGAAAUACAGGUUUUUUCUGUAGAAUCGCCCUCUGGCUCUCUGUCUUGCUCCCGGACACGAGAUUACCUGACAGGUCGCAUCGAUGUCAACCUGUUAAGUCCUUCGGAGCGUACUGCCCUUCUGGCUGAUCUUUUGGGAACCCUAAGUAUCGGUGAAUUGAGCAGUUUGCAUUGCAAAGUGUCGUCCCUCCUCCAAGUCGAUAUUAUCGGGGAACUUCCCCCAGAACUAGCAUUGCAAGUGCUGUCUUGGUUGCCGGUUGAAAGUUUGCUGACUGCAAGUUUUGUAAACAAACAAUGGAACUUGUUGUGCAAGGACCAAAGCCUGUGGAGAUUGCUUUGCGAGGCUAGGGGGUGGAAAUGGAAAUCACCCAAUCGCUUUGUCUCACUUUGGCGCGAAGAGUCUAACCAUGUUUCUGGAAGUCACAUUGACGAAGGCUUCGGAGAUGACGAGGCGGAGAGGAUUCCACGAGACCUUUAUGGGGUAUUUCCGCUUCAAUCUAAGGGACCGCUAUCCCGCAAUUCAGCACCAGCUCUGCUACCCUCACCCAUUUCCCAUCAAUCACCCGACUAUAGAACUCUUUUCAAGACUCGGACGAUACUCCGUCAACGUCUCCGAAGGGGCGAAUUCAGCCGGACGACCAUCCAGGCUCAUUCAAGAAAUUUUCCGCGUCCUGGUGACUCUCAUCAGCCUGUACAAGGUCAUACUUCGACGAUCUAUGCACUGUGCUUGAGCAACGAUCCUGUCACUGGCGAGAGUACACUGUUUACCGCGUCCAGGGAUCGGAGUAUCAUUCAGUGGGAUGUGGCUACGCCAGCGUCCCUUCAGACCCGACCAAUUCGAGUAUUCAAAAAUGCGCAUGUAGGCAGUGUGCUUUCUGUCUGUGCCGCUCCCGAGUUCGGGUAUCUCAUCUCGGGAGGAAGUGAUGGACGCGUUAUUGUAUGGUCCAUUUCGACUGCUGCGCCUUUUAGAGUAUUCGAGGGCCAAAACGCCCAUCUAGAUAGUGUGCUUUGCGUUCGUUGCGAUAAGAGGAUCAUCGUAUCUUGCAGCAAGGACAGGACAAUUAGGACAUAUGAGUUACGAACCCUGGAGCCUUCCCACAUUCUUGCGUCACAUCGGGCAGCUGUAAAUUCCGUGGCAAUUUCUGACAAGUAUAUUGUUUCUGCUUCGGGGGACCGAUCGCUGAGGCUAUGGGACUCGGAGACAGGCGAGCUGUUGCGCGUGUUUGAAGGCCAUCACGCCCGAGGCCUCGCUGCAGUGGAUUUCGACCUCCCGUACAUCCUCACCGGGUCUUCCGAUAGACAGAUACGUUUAUAUGAUCUUAGUACCCAGAAGGGGUGGUCUACGGACCCUUGGCGGCAUACCCAUCGCCCCACCCACCGUCACCACUCUCAUCUCGUAUUGGAAGGUCCCGGCGUUUCUCACACGAGUUCAGAACCAGGCAAUGGGAGCAAUCAAACGACGGCCACCUUUGUGGGACUCGAUAUACAUCAUGCAUUCGCCGGUUUUGGCCUUGGUGCUGCGCAUACGCAUACUUCCCAAGCCCGAGCCUUUCCAGGAGGAGAAAAUAAUGGAUACAGCGGAGGCAUGAAUGGUCAUCAGUUGCGUUCCUCUAUCUAUUCACAGAGGGCAGUGGCUGCGUACAAUUCGCUCAUCGAGCGCUUCAGCGGCCCUAUGAGGAGUUCGUUGGGGUCUAGCGCUCACAAUGAAUUGGAUGCGUGCCCUACGUGCUCCGGAACAGGUCGUGUUCCGCUUGAAGUUGUACGGAACGUUCAUCACGGCCAGUCGUUUUUGCAUCAGGUGCACCAACAUCAUCAGGAUCUCGUGCGAGCUGUAGCAAUGGACGCCGAUGUGGUAGUCAGUGCAAGUUAUGAUGCUACUAUCAAGGUUUGGGAUCGACGGACGGGUGUACUGCUCGCCGAUCUUGUCGGCGGUCACAGGGGGCGAAUCUUCGGCGUCGCGUUCGACUGUACGAAGGUAACGUAUCUUAUCCCCUAUCUCUCCGCCGGAAAUUGUGAGCGGAAGUUGAGAGAUCGUUUCGCUUCCAAUCCUUUCCUAAACUUUUACCUGGGGUGGUAUCCCAUUUGCCCCUUUUUGAAAACUUGGGAUGCCUUCAAUCCUUGACAUGGAUUUACUGGACUAUCUGUCGCAAUAGAUUGUCAGCUGCGGCGAGGAUGAACGUAUCUGCAUCUGGGAUUUAUCUUUUGGCCUCGACACCUCUUUUGUGAGGGUGUGAGCGCAUCAUGAUCAAGUUACAGUUAUGCAAUACUCGAACGCAAACCAUUUCGUUGUUAUG
Cantharellus anzutake is the source of this 2393-nucleotide messenger RNA. Its product is annotated as WD40-repeat-containing domain protein. The record is from RefSeq and is a predicted model, not a curated record. NCBI's taxonomy places the organism in Eukaryota, Fungi, Basidiomycota, Agaricomycetes, Cantharellales, Hydnaceae. The transcript has 6 exons. The coding region runs from base 68 to 2221 and encodes 717 amino acids. Gene Ontology annotation, molecular function: protein binding.